Anthostomella pinea is the source of this 2442-nucleotide messenger RNA. The record is from the annotation of a GenBank genome assembly. Lineage: Eukaryota; Fungi; Ascomycota; Sordariomycetes; Xylariales; Xylariaceae.
AUGCGCACCGCUAUAUUAUGGCCAGGCGUCGUCUUCCAGACGCUUUGCCGGUCCGCUCACGCCCGCGUAAUCACACAACCACCACGCGACGAGGCGGUUGGGCCAAACUACCACGCCCAUGCCGACGUCCUCCGGUACGUCAAUCCGAAGAUCGGCACGUACGGCACCUCGCCCAACGACAACGGGGGCAUGAUCCCCUCCGUCUCCGUGCCCUUCGGCAUGACGCGAUGGACGCCCCAGACGCGCGAGAACUACAUCUCGCAGGUGCCCUACCACGACGCGGACGCUUUCAUCCACGGCUUUCAGGCCACGCACCAGCCCGCGAUAUGGAUGGGCGAGCUGGGCCAGGUAGUGCUGGCGCCGGGAUGGGGACGGGAGGUCAAGGUGCCCUUUGAGCAGCGGGUGCUCUCGUUCCGCAAGGAAGACGAGGUUAGCACCCCGUACGUAUACGAGGUUCUCCUGGAUGCGGAUACGACAGGCGAACAUGACUGGGACCUCACGGAGGCUGCUGCAGCAGAGGGACCGGUUCCGGGGGGCGUUGGCUCUGUGCCGGACGAUGUCCGGGAUGGUGCGAAUGGACGGACGAGGAAAAGAGACGACGUCCAUGCUGACCCCUACAGUCGUGGAAUCCGAGUUGCGAUGACUGCUUUGGCACAUACCAGUUUCUUGCGCUUCGAUUUCGAAGAAACUUCGGAUCUGUCGAUCGAGAAGGAGAGCCACGAGCCCUACGUUUUCAUACAAGCGACGCGGCAGAACUGGACUGGGCAUGUCCAGAUUGAUCUAGAGCACCAGGAGAUCUGGGCAAGCAACCCGCAGCGGCAGGACUAUCGCCUUGGACCUAACAAGCCGGCGUCCUUCAGUGGAUAUUUUGUGUCUCGGUUCUCCCAGCCAUUCACAUCGUAUGGAACGACUACUGGAGGUGACAUCUCCGCAGCUUCAUUGAAAGCCUCUGGCGAGUCACUUAGUGCCUACGCACGAUUCCCUUCGCACACUACGCGAGUCGAGGUCCGCACCGGCGUGUCAUUCGUCAGCAUCGAGCAAGCGCGGAGGAAUCUGGAUAUCGAGAUUCCCGACGGCACUUCAUUUGAAGACACAGUCGAUUCGGCGAAGUCCGCCUGGCUGGAGAAGCUGGGUCGCGUGACUAUUGAAGGAGUCAAUUCCACGGACGAGAAGCACGACCCACGAACAAUCUGGUACACUGGCCUCUUCCACGCGCUCCAGUACCCCAGUGACUUCUCGGAGCCUACCAGCAGCGAUCCGGCCAGUCCGCGCACAUUCUACAAUGGCUACACUGAUAGUAUACACGAGAGUAACGAGUCCUACUACCAAUCGUGGUCUAUCUGGGAUACAUACCGGGCUGAACACUCCCUUCUCACGUUGUUCGCUCCUGAGCGUGUAAACGGCAUGAUGCGGUCUCUCCUGAACAUCUUCGAAUGGACUGGUAGACUCCCGAUGUGGGCCAACAUGGUCGAGACCAACAUCAUGAUCGCCACGAAUGCCGACGCGGUGCUAGCAAAUGCGCUGUCCCGGGGUUUCCGCUCGUUCGACAUCGGGAAAGCUUGGGCGGCAGUGCGAAAGGACGCCUACGAGCCACCAGAUAGAGACACGGAGCUGUUGUACUACGAUCGCGAACCUGGUACCCCAUAUGAGGCCCGCGCUGGCCUGACGAGCUACAUGGAACAUGGCUGGGUCGAUAGCGACGGCUGGUCGGAGUCAGGUUCUCGAACUUUGGACUAUGCGUUCAAUGACGCGGCAUGCGCUGUCGUCGCACGAGAAGCAGGCGAAGAAGCAGAUGCAGAUGAGCUGGAGGCUAGGGCGAAGAACUACAAACACAUCUGGAACGCGGAGACUCAGUUCAUGCAGGCACGCAACGCCAACGGCUCCUGGGCGAACGACACGUGGGGCUGGACUGAAGGCGACAAGUGGGUGUACACAUUCGACGUACUGCACGACGUAGACGGGCUAGCAGAGCUGUUCGACGGCGGCCGGGACGGCAUGAAGACCAAGCUCGACGAGCACUUUGACGAGCGCAUCCGCAGCCUAGCCUGGGAGAACUACAACGCGACCAGCGCGGGACUGAGCGGCAAUGAGGACCUGGGACAGAUGAGCGCGUGGUACGUGUUCUCGGCGCUGGGCUUUUACGCAGUCAAUCCGGCAGGCGACGAAUACAUACUUGGCUCGCCGUUCUUUGAGAUGGUCACUAUCAAACUUCCCGCGGGAGUGGCGAGUGGCGGCGAGGUCGAUGUGGGUGGUGGUCAGGACAAGGGGCUGGUGAUUUCUGCUCCGGGCGCUACGACAAUGCCGUAUGUGAAAGGACUGGCCAUCGAUGGGAAGGCGAUAAGUCACCCCGUAAUACGGCAUGGCGAGUUGGUGAGUGCAAGCUUGAUCGAGUUUGAGAUGAGUGAGACACCCACAGCUUGGGGAGGGGAGGGCGAUUUAUAA